Molecule: messenger RNA, 1536 nt
Organism: Branchiostoma floridae (Florida lancelet)
Lineage: Eukaryota; Metazoa; Chordata; Leptocardii; Amphioxiformes; Branchiostomatidae
Product: CUB and sushi domain-containing protein 3-like
Exons: 3
Coding region: 44-475 (143 amino acids)
Source: RefSeq, a predicted model, not a curated record
UUGCUACUUUGGGGCGUCGCGAAGAGAAGAGCCAUCCCAAGCCAUGCUCUGGUGUUGGAAACUCAUUCUUGUGACAACAUGGAUGUUACACCGUCAUACAGGCCACGCACAAGAGUGGGGUGACUGCGGUGGUAAUAUCACCGGACAAUCUUCUGGCUUCGUUCACUCCCCCAAUUAUCCCGGACGGUACAGCAACAACUUGGACUGUACGUGGACUAUAGAGGUUAACGAAUGGGAAGGCGUGUCGCUGACACCAGUAUCGUUUAAUCUAGAGGAAAACUUUGACUGGCUGGGCGUCUACAAAAAAGGGGUAGACAACUUCAUCUCGUUAGGAUUGUUUACCGGAACAAACUUCACAGAAAAGCUCGUUGCAUGGUCCCACACGAUCCGCCUAGUUUUUCGCACGGACUACUCUUACUCGGAAGAUGGUUUUAAGAUCCACUUCGAGGGUAAUAAAAUCACUGAGAAAAUAUAGAUUCUUUUUUUGCAGGCAAAUUCGGAAAUUAUUUUGAAAUGCUUACGAAUUACUGUCUAAUGAAGUAAAUCAUUGUAGCUGGGAAGGUUGCACAAAAUAUAAUACUGAGAAAUGUAUCCUUAUUUCCAUUUAUCCGAUUCCUAUUUUAGGGUAUUGUUAGUAUAAAAGUAAACGUAACUAAAGUUCUUUUUUUCUUUCCUGUCUAAGAAAUAUGCUUGGGUUUAUGUCAUGUAAUGGAUUUACUAAGCAAUCGGCGGGAAAUAUAGUGCCGUUAUAGAACAAAGGACAUGAAACAAUCAGAUAAGAUAUCGAAUCUUUUCCAUAAUAUUUAGCUAAAUGUGGUGGCUAUAUUACCGGGCAAACCUCUGGCUACGUUUAUUCUCCCAACUACCCUGGGCAAUACUACAACGACUUGGACUGUACGUGGACUAUUGAAGUCGAGAUCGGAGAAUGGGUGCAGAUGGUACCAUUCUCUUUCAGUUUAGAGAAGGACUAUGACUGGCUAUUGGUGUACAGUGGAGAGCUAAACAACCAGACCUUCGUAGGAUCAUUCACUGGUAGGCUUGUCUUGGCUUUAGUGCAAAAUUUUUCAGUCGUGUUAUUAGCGAAAUUUACGCAGAACGUUUUUAUGGUUCAAGCAAAAUAGUAGACUCCGAAAUUCCUUUGCCAGUUAACUUGUCUGAUUUUGCUGUCUGAGGGUUCGAUUGUGACUAACCGAAAGUGUGAUGUGGUUUAACGUGUAAAAAAGUCCUAAAAACAAUACCGAUAUUGUAUGACAUCAGUCAGAUAGUCGUCACAUCGAUGUAUACGACUAUCUGAGAAGGAACCUGCUAAUUCUACAAUAAUUUUUUUUCAAAGGUAAAAGCUUUAUUGAUCGUCUCAUUGUCCAGUCCCACAUCACCCACCUAGAGCUUUCUACGGACAGCUCAGUCAAUGAUGAUGGUUUUGAAAUCUUCUUUAAUGAUCAAGGUGAUGAAGUCAUUAAUGAAAUACAAAUUAUUUGUGUAUCGCAUUUCUGAAUACCUCUAAUAUUAGUGGUUGAUUUACCUCUGCGUGUUGUA